UCGGUUCCCCACACGCAUGGCAUGUGUCCAACAGAGCCAUGGCGUCAUGUGGCUCGGAGGCACGCCGCGGCUGCGAGGACCCUCCCGAGCCGCCUGCGGUACCGCGGCUGCCGCGCCCGCAGAGCGCGCAUCGACAAGCCCGGAAACAGGAGCAGCAAGCCUUGCACCAGCCAGCCUUGCCGCAGCAGGUGCACCCACGCCUGGGCCGCCUUCGCCGUGGCGCCGUGGCGGCGCGCCCAGCCCUGAAGCCGCGGGGCGUCACGGAGCCGGGCCCGCUGGGCCCCGAGCUGCUGGAUCCUGCGGUGGUGGCGGCCUCGCGACUGAUGCAGGAGGCUUAUACCUCCGGUACCGAGUUGGGGGAGACGUCCGAAGAUGACGAUGAGAUCCAACGCUGGUCUCCGCCUUCCAGCGAGUCCUCGAACUCUGAAAGUUUUUUGGGAUCCGCUUGGCGUGCAGCGUCCAGCUUCAUGACGUGGAUUACACCUGCAGCCAUGGACCGUUUCUGGGGCAAGGUGCACUGCGAAGAGAUGCUCCCUGGAGUGUGCUGUUCACCUCCGUUGCUGGCGCCGGAAGAGGCCAAAGUGUCUAUCACUGCAGGGCUGGGAAAAAAACCCGCGAGCUCCGCGACACGACCUGCGAAGCUUCGAAAAAGAUUCGGGGCUUCCGCGGUUUUGCGGGGUUAAAA
Cladocopium goreaui is the source of this 685-nucleotide messenger RNA. The record is from the annotation of a GenBank genome assembly. NCBI's taxonomy places the organism in Eukaryota, Dinophyceae, Suessiales, Symbiodiniaceae.